AAAAUAUUAAAUUCAUCCUUCACAGAAUUCUUACAUAUCAAAUGAGUAACAAAACUAUAUUUAACGCUUUGUUUAGGUCUAACAUACUGUGUAGUACUCGCGUAACUCCCGGUACAGCAAGACUGUUCAAAACAACUGCAACUGCUCUUCGUAAAAAAUAUUUUAACAAAAAUGCUCAUCCAAAUUCUAUCUUAUUUAGACUUGAAAGUGCUGCUGCCAAUUUUAAGAUUAGUGCAAUUUAUUCUAGUGAGUUUCGGUUCAAUCCCGAUGGGGUACAGGGACUAUCCAGAUCAAUCUGUUGUCGCAGAUGGGCAAAGCUUCGACUUCGUGGUGGUGGGGGCAGGAUCCGCAGGCUGCGUGCUCGCCAACAGACUCACUGAGGUGGGCAACUGGACUGUGCUGCUCAUUGAGGCAGGGGACAACCCUCCCGCAGUUUCUGAAAAUCCAAUGCUAUCAGUGAUGGCCCAGCCUUCUCUACCAGACUGGGACUACCAUUCUGUAGAUGACGGGUUCUCCAGCCAGGCUCACCGCUCAAAGAACGUCCAUCACAAGACGGGCAAGAUGCUUGGGGGAUCCAGCAGCAUCAACUUCAUGUACUACGUCAGAGGAAAUAGAGCAGAUUACGAUGGCUGGGCAGAGCUAGGCAACACCGGGUGGGCAUGGGAAGACGUUAAGAAGUACUUCAAGAAGGUUGAGCGCUAUGAAAACGCUGAUAAUGAUGACUCUCGAGGUAUCCAUGGACUAACUGGCAUCACCAAGCAAGAGUGGAAACACAGAACGAGUAUGUAUCUCGAGGCUUUCAAAGAAAAUGGACACAAUAUUCUGGAUGAUCCUAAUGGGGAGAAUCAAAUAGGUUAUUCUGCAGCUCAAUUUUCAAUAGCAGAUGGUACUCGUCAGAGCACAGCAGUCACUCAUUUGAAACCGAUAAAAGACAGACCUAACUUCUUCCUUCUCAAAAACAGUUUGGCGAGAAAGGUGUUAUUUGACCAAAAUAAAAAGGCUGUAGGAGUUGAAGUGGGACUAGCAAAUGGAAAAAUUUUAACAGUCACGUCAAAGAAAGAAGUAAUAUUAUCAGCUGGUGCAGUGAACAGUCCUCAGUUGUUGAUGCUGUCUGGUGUAGGACCGAAGGGUCAUCUGAAUGACAUGAACAUUAAACUUGUUCACGACUCCGCAAAAGUGGGAGAGAAUCUUCAAGAUCAUAUGAUGGUUCCCGUGAUGCUGACGGGGGUGAACGGCAUUUCAUCGGUGAUCCAGAGCAUUGAUCCAUUUUUAAAUUGGGAUAGAUUUCCAGUACCGACAUUGAUUGGAUUCGCGUCCUUAAACAAGUCCGAAAGCUAUCCAGACUAUCAGACUACGCUGUGUCCUUUGGGUGCUUCUCAUAUGAUGCUUUUAGUAGUUUGUAGACAAUUGUUUGAUCUGGAAGACGAAGAGUGUUUGGAGUUAUUAGCAGCUUCAAAAAAAAGGGAAACUCUCAACGCGUUGGUCACUUUGCUGCAUCCAGAAUCAAGAGGGAACAUCAAGUUGCGAAGCAACGACCCGGCAGCUCCUCCGUAUAUUUACAACGGGUAUUUUUCCAGCAAGAACGACUUGGAGAAUCUGUCGAGUUACGUCGAAGACUAUGUGAGUGUGGCAGGUACAAGUUGCUUGAAGAGUUUUGGUUCUGAAGUGGUUUAUUUGCCGUUGAAACAGUGCAAGGAUUUGGAGUUGGGUAGUCACGAGUACUGGAAGUGUUAUGUGCUGAAUGUGGUAGGGUCUCACUACCACUUGGUGGGGACUUGCUCGAUGGGUCGGGAUGGGGAGGGGGUGGUGGAUGAGAGGCUGCGAGUGCGAGGGACUGGGGGACUCAGGGUGGCGGACGCGAGCGUAAUGCCGAAGAUUACGAGUGGAAACACGAAUGCACCGGUUCUCAUGAUCGCUGAAAAGGCGUCAGACAUGAUCAAAGAAGAUCACGGGCUAAGCGACAGUUAAGUUUAAUAUGAAAAAUAAUAGACAAAACAAUUUAGUAAAUUAUGUAAGUCCUUAAAGGCCCUUAAUACUGCUGGAUAAAGGACUGUAUGGACUGACAGAUAACCUCGUAUUAAUUAAUGUAUCGACCAAUUGGUUUUCAAUUACUUGUUGGUAGUAAUUUUGUACAUAAGAUAUCCUGUAAUGCUAUAAUUUUUUUUAAAGUUAUGUAUAAUACAAGUACAAUAUACAAUCUCUGCUUAGUUUGUGACUAAGUGAUAGC
This is a messenger RNA of Ostrinia nubilalis (European corn borer), 2227 nucleotides long. RefSeq names its product ecdysone oxidase-like. The transcript is spliced from 3 exons. NCBI's taxonomy places the organism in Eukaryota, Metazoa, Arthropoda, Insecta, Lepidoptera, Crambidae. The coding region runs from base 172 to 1968 and encodes 598 amino acids. The record is from RefSeq and is a predicted model, not a curated record. Gene Ontology annotation, molecular function: flavin adenine dinucleotide binding; oxidoreductase activity, acting on CH-OH group of donors.